ACAGUCUCGUUUCCUCCCUGUCGUAUGGAAAGCUGAAUAUAUAAUGCAAUAUGCCUUGCUGAGAUUUACUCGCCCAACCCCUAGAUUGUGCAUUUUUCUCCUGGGUUGCAUACGUGAUACCACACCUUCAAUAUUACAUCCUUUACCUGCCCGAUUAACUUGUCUUGGCAGUCUCGUCGCCCGCAACCCAUCGACAUGAGGUCGUGUCUGUUCGUGUCGGCCGCGCUGGCGGUCUCGGCCGGCCUGGGCCUCGCCUGCGCCGGCGACAAGCACCACGACCAGGAAGAGUUCACGCAGGAGCAGCUCGACGAGCUGGAGAGGAAAUGGGGCAUGGAGUGGCCCUUUGUAGGCAUCGGGUCCUUUGCACAUCUGAAGUACGUCAAGUGCCUCACGACGCCUAGCGAGCAGUUCGACAUUGCCAUUGUGGGAGCCCCGUUCGACACGGCCGUCAGUUAUCGCCCUGGGGCUCGAUUCGGUCCCAGGGCAAUCAGGCAGGCGUCCAGCCGGCAGACGUCGUUCCGCGGCUUUAACCCGCGGGCCAACAUCAAUCCUUACCAGAACUGGGCCAAGAUCAUCGACUGCGGCGACAUACCCGUCACGCCCAUGGAUAACGCCGUGGCGCUGCAGCAGAUGACGGCCGCGUUCGGCGAGCUGGGCCGGCGCAGGCCCGUCUCGGCCCUGCAGCAGAAGCCCAAGCUCAUCACCCUGGGCGGCGACCACUCGCUCGCCCUGGCGGCGCUCCGGGCGCUCAAGGAGGUCCACGGGAAGCCGGUUCGGGUUCUGCACUUUGACGCGCACCUUGACACAUGGCACCCGACAAAGUACCCCAACGCGUGGCCGUCGGACCAGGCCAGCUUCAACCACGGCUCCAUGUUCUGGCUGGCGGGCAGCGAAGGGCUCAUCGCCAACUCGUCGGCGGGGCCGUCGGUGCAUGCGGGCCUGCGCACGCGGCUGAGCGGCAACGACCUGGCCGACUACGACGACGACACGGCGCAGAACUGGGUGCGCAUCUCGGCCGACGACAUCGACGACAUCGGCGGCGCGCCCGGGGUGGCUCGCGAGAUUGUGAGCCGCCUGGGCACCGAGGACCCCGUCUACCUGUCGGUCGACAUCGACGUGCUGGACCCGGCCUUUGCGCCCGGCACGGGCACGCCCGAGCCGGGGGGCUGGACCACGCGCGAGCUGAUCCGCAUCCUGAGGGGCAUCGAGGACCUCAACAUAGUGGGCGCCGACGUCGUCGAGGUCUCGCCCGCGUACCAGGGCGCCGGCGAGGAGACGGCGCUGGCGGCCGCGCAGGUCGUGUACGAGAUCAUCUCGUCCAUCGUCAAGAAGGGCAUGGGCGGCAUGGGUAAGGAGGGGGUCACGGUGGAGGCGAAGGCGGCGGCGAAGGCGGCGGCGGUGGUCAAGGAUGAGCUGUGAGGGUUGGGUUUGGCAUUUUGGCCUUCUAUCGACCAAAGGAUUUGGGUGACACGACUCUGCGGGCAUGCAUGUACUGUGUGAGGUAUCAAUCCUAUAGAAGAACAAGAUAUGACACUAUGGGCAC
This is a messenger RNA of Gaeumannomyces tritici R3-111a-1, 1543 nucleotides long. Its product is annotated as agmatinase. Gene Ontology annotation, molecular function: agmatinase activity; metal ion binding. The record is from RefSeq and is a predicted model, not a curated record. The transcript is spliced from 4 exons. The coding region runs from base 196 to 1419 and encodes 407 amino acids. NCBI's taxonomy places the organism in Eukaryota, Fungi, Ascomycota, Sordariomycetes, Magnaporthales, Magnaporthaceae.